UACCGUAGUGAAAACUGAACGAAAGUUAUAAAUGCGACAUUUUAUUUGAUAAAGAUGUUACUUCUAAAAGUACUAUAAUUUUGAUAUUCACUUUUAGGAAUUUAAAAAUUAUUGAGAUAACUGGAUUGUUACACUAUUAUGGCAUGCAAUUUGUCUCCGGAACAAGUUGUUGAAUUCCGUGAGGCGUUCAAACUGUUUGAUAAAGAUGGUAGUGGAACUAUCUCCACCAAAGAACUUGGAAUCGUCAUGAAAACACUCGGAGACCCGAAGUCUGAUGCUCAACUUGCCAAAAUAAUAGCUGAAGUGGACGCUGAUGGUAACGGAGAAAUUGACUUUAAUGAGUAUCUUGAGAUGAUGGCAAAUCGGAUAUCUGACAAUGGUUCAGCGGAUCACAUACGAGAGGCAUUUAAGGUAUUUGAUAAAGAUGGGAAAGGCUAUCUCACCGCGGACGAGUUACGUCAUAUUAUGACAAAUCUUGGCGAGCGUCUGCCUGACGAAGAAGUUGAUGAAAUGUUGUCUAUUGUUGAUGCAGACGGCAACGGAUGUAUAGAUUAUGAAGAGUUUACAAAAAUGCUGGCUCAAAAAUGACGUUUACAUGGAGGACACAGAACAAGAACUGAGAUGUGACAUUAACCAGACAUUAUGCAAUUUACAAGAUUUUGUGUUCAAUAUAUGAAUCUGUUAUGUUUAUAUUGGAAUGUUGUUAACAUUCAUUUACAGCGUGUCUGUAAAUUUUACAUAUAUCAUUUUAAUGAUUAUAUCCAAUUUUGUAGAUUUUUAAAUGUUUGAUGAUACAUAGAAUGUGUAUUAAAUAUUCGAUUUAGUAAAGUUGUUAUCUAAUACAAUACAACAUGAAUGAUCAAGGGUGGUUUUUAUUUCAUUUUAUGUUUGUUAUUUCUGUUGUAACUGAUAUUUGCUGUAAGGAAAUGUUGUGGCGCGAGGUUAUUACACUUUAUAACAGUAACCCAAAUUAUUUUAAUGCUGAAAAUAAUUUUAUUUAUCUUAUUACUCGAAAUAAAUGUUUCAUAUAAGACAUUUAUUCCUGCUGAAAAGACAGCGUUCAUCAUGCAGUAUGUUUGGACAGCUGCCGAAUAAAUAUAGAAUAAAUAACUUCAUAUUGCAGCUCUAUGCAAGUGAAACAACCCUAGGGAAUGCUUUAAGUAGAUUAUGUACUUGAUUAUAAGUGGCACUGUUUAUUUACAUCUGUAGCAUAUAUUUAUUACUUUAUUAGUUUAUUUCAUCCAAGUGCACUUAUUAAACAUAUACAUAGUCAGUACAAUCUACGAUAAAUGAUCAGUCAUAUAUACAAUUAUAUACAGGAUAUUUGUUUGUUUUGCAUGUAAGAUUGAAAUAUAAUUUCACUGAGUGAACACCAGGUGCAAUAUUUUCACGAGUGGCGUAGCCACGAGUGAAAAUAUAAAAGCUGGUGUUCACGAAUGAAAUAUAUUUCAAUCUUAUAUGUAAAACAAAUAAAUUUUCUUUCUAUUUUAUGCUUUUUAAGUGAUUUUAAGUAUUUUUUUACUGAUUUUUCCGCGUAACGUCACGCAUUUUCCUUUGUGACGUCAUUAUAUCAUGACGUUACAUCAUAAGUUUUGAAAUAUAGGUCUGUUAAAUUUCUCUAAUUUUGUUACAUUUUAAACAUGAUGUAUGAUGACAUUGACUUUCUUUUCCUAAAUAAGCAAAUUUACGUAUGACGGCAUUUAUUUCUGCCUGUUAUUCCAUUUAGUUAUGAUUUUCUUUUCAUCCGCAUUGAGAUAUAGUCCGGCUACAGUGAAAAUUAUAUUUUAUAAAUUUCACUAGUGGUUUAUCAGAAUAUAAUCAUCUGAUAUAUUGUAGUUAAACACUGGAAAGCAUGAAAUAAAGAAAACUACUAUAAUUUGUUACAAACAUUUUAUAGGUAUCGAAUUUUUCUAUCUACAUUUUAAAAGUUAAUCAUUACUAAUACACAAAUCUGCCUUAGAAUAAUCCGCCAAAACUUAAACACUGAAAUUAAAAAGACUGGCCCCAAAACGCAAUUUGCAAAUAAGCUUCGUCUAGAUAAAAGUCAAGCUAGUCAGUAAUGGUGAACUAUUAAAAGAUAAGUAAAAUUACAUAUUAAGUUUUUUUAAUAAAUAGAUACAUAUUAGUGAUAAAAGAAUAAUAUUACUUUGUUGCUAAGAUCUUUAUUUUUUCAGUGUGACAUUACAGUGUCACAUAUAUCAGUACAACAUUAAUUAAUAUGGUAAAUAGGUGAAAGUCUAAAUAAGUUUACAUUUUGCCAUACUUCCUUUCAAUUCUGUAAUUACUUCGAAUGAAUAAUUAAUAACAUACAUGGCUCAAGGAUAUAUCAGUCUUUUAAUUUAAUUUAUAAAAGGAAUGGGUUGGACUUUAGGCAGUUUUAUCCUUAACAUUGUCCAAUAUCAACCGUUGGUCAAUCACAAUUAUAACAGUCAAUCGUUUGAGAUAUUAAGUCAAGUUAGCUCAACUUUACAAUGAAAGAAGUGCGCAUAAUGUCAUUUUAAUUUUAGCCCUCCUAUUGGAAAUAUUUAAAACAACAACAACAACAACUACUACUACAACUAAAUACCGAUCUAAAUAACGUUUCUAUGCAUAGCACAGUUAAACAUUUUACUAGUACAUUGUAAGUUUUAUUUCUUUUUUAUUAUUAUUUUAUUAUAAACUCUUCUCUCUGAUCAAACCGAUGAAUCCAGCUGUUGCAAGUAUAAAAUCUGUUUAAUCGAAAUUAUAUACAUAACGAAAUUAUUCAACAUUAUCAUUUAUCACAUAAAUACAGACAAAUCUAUUUAGAUGUAAUAUUGCAGUAU
Messenger RNA from Ruditapes philippinarum (Manila clam), 2804 nucleotides. RefSeq names its product calmodulin-A-like. The transcript is spliced from 6 exons. Gene Ontology annotation, molecular function: calcium ion binding. Bases 139 to 588 code for a protein of 149 amino acids. The record is from RefSeq and is a predicted model, not a curated record. NCBI's taxonomy places the organism in Eukaryota, Metazoa, Mollusca, Bivalvia, Venerida, Veneridae.